AUGAAGCGAAAGAGGUCGGAGAGAAAGUUAAACAAGACUGGAUUAUCCUCAGUGUCUGCGGACAAUAAUUUUCAAAGGUCAUUGACUCCUAUAAAAAAUAAGCACGGCCCUCCAGACCAGCUCCCACAGCUGCAGCAUUGGCAUCAACUUCCCAUUCCAACCGUCUCCGUGUCUGAACAUCGCGGUUCCCUGGAGGCCAAUCGACACUCUUUUCGCCCCUCGGUUCUUGCUUUACAACAAAGGCGCAACUCCUUUUCCUGUCCUAUAUCCAGCAUUCAAUCUUGUUCUCCACAGACCCAUUCCAGCAUUCCUCUAUCACACGGAAAUGAUGCCUUAAAUUACAGACGACCGAACUUCUGUAAUGCCGCCCAGAACAUCUUAUGUCAACAAAAUAAUAGUGACGUAGCCGAAAGAACUCAGCAAUCAGUAAUAAUGGAAGCGGCCAUCAUGAUAGCGACAGAAGCGAUCAAAUCUUAUGGCAAUCAGCUAAUAGCCGCUAGCCUGCAGGCACCAAUGUCUGACAACAGAUUCCCCUUAGCGCCAUCAAGCCAAACAGCACGAUCCUCUCAAUCAUUUCAAUCGAUUUGGCCGUCGCAAGGACAGAAUGCUAUUUAUCCUACUCCUAAUUCUUCAAGUCCGAUCUUUCCCAGUUUUUCGGGCCCGGCCUUCCCUGUGUGCUCGCCUCAAACCUGGUCACCAGCCGCUCCACCAAUUAAGACUCGGUCUCUGACCUGGCUGCCUACAUCGUUAGACGAUUAUCAGAUGCCGCCCUGGCAAAAUAGUCAGAAACCUGAUCCACGCUGGCCUUACUGUAAAUGGGCCAGUCUUUAUUGA
Molecule: messenger RNA, 834 nt
Organism: Protopolystoma xenopodis
Lineage: Eukaryota; Metazoa; Platyhelminthes; Monogenea; Polystomatidea; Polystomatidae
Source: the annotation of a GenBank genome assembly